Molecule: messenger RNA, 2160 nt
Organism: Colletotrichum truncatum
Lineage: Eukaryota; Fungi; Ascomycota; Sordariomycetes; Glomerellales; Glomerellaceae
Biological process (GO): rescue of stalled cytosolic ribosome; ribosome-associated ubiquitin-dependent protein catabolic process
Cellular component (GO): RQC complex
Source: RefSeq, a predicted model, not a curated record
AUGUCGAGCCGCCAACUUCGCAAGCUGCAGAAACAGCGAGAGUUUGAGCAGCUCCAGGAAGCUAAAGCGACAGCCGAAGAGUCCAGCGAGGAUGACGAGCCCGAACCUGCGCCUACCAAGCCCCGACAGAGCUUGUUCGCAGCUUUAGGAGGCGGCGAAGACGACGAGGAUGAAGAGUCUGAUGGGGUGCAAGAAGAAGUCAGAUCCGAGCCCGAGCCUGAUCCCGUUCCUCAGCCUGCAAAGAAGAAGAACAAGAAAAAGAAAAAGAAGGGCAAAAAGCAGGCAGCUCAGUUUAAGAACGACUCCGACAACUCGGACGGUGAGAAGGAAGAUGAGAUAGACCGGGCGCUCCAGGAACUCAGUGCUUCUCGCGACACCGAUUCGACCGCCACCGAUAACCUCGCCCAGCGAAGCCGCGAUAUCGACGAACUGUUGCAAAUUAACACCCAAUACCUCAGAGCCAUCAAUGAGAUGCGCGCGCUUUUUGGCAAGGAAGCUAUCCAGACGGCACAGGAGGAGGAGCGUGCAGAACUAGAGGCGGCACGACGGGCGCAGCGAGGCACCAACCAAGGCGUAGACCUCGAAACGGCGCUCCGAGGAGAUCCGCGCAAGAAGCUCCCAGAGGUGUCGCUACGACGGAACGUCUUCAUCCAGGGCAAGGAGACAUGGCCUCGCGCAACUGCUGCUGGCCUUAUCAUGAAGGAGAUCAAGAAGGGGUCGGACGGUCUUACGGAAUUCGCAUUCAUCCAUGAGCCAGCUUACGACAAUGUCCAGAUCAUGUUCUUUAGCUGUGUCCAGAUGGGCGACCCGAUGCAGUUGGUACAGCUUUUGAUGAGAUAUCCCUACCACAUCUCGACCCUGCUCCAAGUGAGUAAGGUUGCCGUGCAAGACCAGAAUCAGGCUCUGGCGGCAGACUUGUGCGAGCGGGCUUUGUUCACGUUUGGAAGAGCUACGACCUCCGCCUUCAGGCAAAAGCUGGAGCAGGGCAAGGCCCGAUUAGAUUUCCGGCGACCCGAGAACCGAGAGCUUUGGCUUGCUGGCUACACAUACCUUAAGAGCCUGAUACGGAAAGGCACUUACAGAACAGCUUUGGAAUGGGCCAAGCUGCUAUAUAGCCUGAAUCCUAACGACCCUUAUGGCAUGAAAUACUUCAUCCAUGUUCUCGCCAUCCGCGCUCGCCAGUCGCAAUGGCUUGUUGACUUCAUCAACACCCCAGAAUAUGUGGCAGAUGAAACUGAUGAUACCUACAUCAAGCAGACGCUGGUCCUCGCGAAGCUGCAACUUGGCGAUAUCAAAGGCGCAAAGAAUGUUGCAGUGGCAGGGAUGGAGCGUCUACCAUGGCUGUACUGCUCUCUCUUCCAAGCUCUUAAUCUGGAAGCGCCCCCUCCUCUGUGGGGCGUGCGGCCCGAUACCGACGAGCGCGAGUUCUGGACGAAUCUAUAUGUACACCAGGCAAAAGACAUCUGGAACAACACGCAGGCGAUCGACAUUUUGAAGGAAGCCGUCAAGAUCGCACAAAAGCCGACGAAUAGUCUCCCACAGGACAGACCAGCAGACACGCGGACAGCCAGAUGGGUAUGGCUGGAAGAUACACCGAGCUUGCUAAGCGGCAUUCCUAGAGCGAUACUUACGCAGGAGCCCAAUUACGCUUUCGAUCCCCUCCCUCCACCAAAAGAGGCAAACAUUUUCACAAGUCAAGGAACACAGAUGCCCUGGCGCCAGAGCGGUGGUCCGAGUGAGCAGGGCAUGUUGGCACAGGAGCGAGCACUCAUCAACAUGCUGCGCAGACAGCAACAGAGAGCAGCUGCACGCGGAGCUGGUGCCGGCGCUGCAGCUGGUGCUGGUGCUGGUGCCGGCGCUGGAGCGAUGCUAGGCGCGUUCCCUGAGGAUGAUGGCGAGAAUGGUGGUAACUUUGCAGAUGCCUGGGAAGGCGAGUUCGUUGACGGUGACGACGAAUUUGCCAUAGAAGGAGAAGAUGGCCAGCCCCCAUCUGCUGGUAUUGUACAGAGACUUGCGGACUUGUUGGCAUCUAUGGUCCCUGGUGGAUGGUCGGCGGCUUCUGGGGAGGGCGAGGAAGGGGAUGGGUUCCCAAUUGAUGCUGACGAGGAUGUGGAUGACGGCGAGGACCGCCAGCCUCAGCCACCUGGCGGAUUUAACUAA